UGACACUGUUUACAGCACAUGAUACUUGAUUCAGUCUCUUUUUUAAUCUGCGUAGGGAAUUAAAGAGAGCAGCAUCAAACAGAGGUGCAGCAUAAAUAGCAACAAUGCACCUACAAUUCAUUCCGAUAUUAGGGCUGCUUCUUAUGGGCAGUGUACUGUCCCAAUAUUAUGGUUAUGAUUAUGGUUCACCAGAUGAUUACUAUUCAAGCUUAGCUAUGGGACCUUCUACUGCUAACUGUGCCCCAGAAUGUAAUUGUCCGGCAAACUACCCAUCAGCAAUGUAUUGUGACAAUCUUAAAUUAAAGAAAAUUCCUAUGGUCCCUUCCGGUAUUCAAUAUUUGUACCUCCAGAACAAUAUGAUUGAGGGCAUAGAUAAUGAUGCAUUUCAAAAUGUGACCGAUCUGAAAUGGCUGAUUCUAGACCACAAUCACCUGACCAAUGCAAAUAUUAAGAAAAAUGCAUUCUCUAAACUGAAGGAGCUAAAUAAACUUUAUAUAAACUUCAACAACCUCACUGAACUUGUGGGGCCACUACCAAAGACCAUGGAUGACCUGCGUGUAACCAACAACAAGCUCGCAAAGAUUACCCCUAACAUUUUAGAGGGUUUAGAGAACCUUACUGUUGUACAUCUGCAACACAACAAACUGAAGGAAGAUUCAAUUUCUGGUGCAUUUAAAGGCUUAAAAUCACUUGUGUACCUUGAUCUAAGCUAUAAUGAGCUCACAAAGGUACCUAUGGGACUUCCACCAAGCCUAAGCAUGCUUUAUUUUGACAAUAAUAAAAUCGGCAAUAUUCCUGAUGAAUAUUUCCAAGGUUUCAAGGGGCUGCAAUAUCUUCGCCUGUCUAACAAUCAGCUCAAAGAUGCUGGUGUACCUGGAAAUGCUUUCAAUAUCUCAACCCUUCUUGAGCUGGACCUUUCAUUUAAUUCACUUUCAACCAUUCCAACAGUGAAUGAAGGCCUGGAAAACCUCUACUUACAAGUCAACAAAAUCCAGAAACUAACCGUAGGCAGCUUUUGUAAAGUCAUCGGCCCACUGGACUACUCCAGGAUCAGACACCUGCGCUUGGAUGGAAACAACAUCACCCGAUCUGAAAUCCCCAAUGAGAUUCACAACUGCCUCCGCUUAGCUUCAGAUAUUGAGCUGUAAAAUGUAAAAUUUGCUUAAGCAGUGGUUCUCAAGCUGAUGAUUCCUUCUUUUGUUCAUUCACUCAUUCAGGUUAAAGAAAUCCAUUAAAAUAUACAACAAACCUAAAUCCUUACAUGUUUUGUGUCAGAUUAAAUGCAUGUGGUCCAACUGUAAAGAUUUGAAGCAAAGAUAAAAUUCGACAUAAAGGGAAUUUUUAACUAACCUAUAGCAUAUGAUGAAAAUAUGAAAAAAAAUAUUAAAAACCCCUUGAUGGGGAAAGAAACCCUUUUAAAAAUGUAAAAAUAAUUCAUAAAUACUAUAUUGUAAGGAACAGUAAAUGUAUUUGGUUUAAAAUUUUAAAAGUGCUGGCAUUUUUCUCUAUCUUUACAAACUGGUCCAGUGAAAAUAUUUAAAGUUUUUCUAGCGCCACAUUUUAUAACCGUGCUGCACAUCUAUGUUACAUUUUGCAAAACAUUUAAAAUGCAAUAGAUAAAGAUAUAAAUAUUAAUCUUACAGAAUAGCGUGUUAUUAUGAGUAAAUGGGGUCUAUUUCUCAAAGAUGUCAGCUGGUAUAAAGAACUGAUGGAGCUCUCCACUGGGCUGUCAUUGGGAAAACAUCAACUCAAACCUGCUUAAUUGUAGUUUGUUACAAAAGUUACAUAUAGUACUACUACUACUACUACUACUACUACAUGAAGCAUAGUCCCCAAAUGUAUGUAUGGGCUGUAACACACAGAUUCUGUAUGUUUUUUUAUUUUAGUAAAAAAUGUAGUGUGUAUGAAUUAAGCCUUUGGACUCCUCUUUUCUGUUAAAUACAAUCAUGUGAUGUCAAAAACACAAGUAUUCUCAGGUAUUGGAGUCCAGUAACAAGAUAAGAGGAGAGUGGUAUAUUUCACAUAUUUAUAACAUUCUUUAACAGAGGCAAAAUGACACAAUUUCCUUAAAGCUGAACUCCAGGCAAACACCUGAAUAGGCAACUGAAAUACAUACAUACAUAUGUGAGUGGUAUUACCUGCCAAAAGACUUGUACAUGCUCACACUGUUAGGCUGGCGACUUGUCUUUCCUUUGCUUCAGUUAAGCAAAACAUAGGUCACAUACCUGCCUUCAUUCUGUGACUGAACAGUGAAAGAGCAGCAACAGACCGAUGAGAUCACCUUUCUGCUCUCCCCUGCUGCCAACAUGUUUCAUAUUCACACAUAGGAAAGAGGACUUCUCAUUGGCCUCAAACACUGCCCCUCUCUUCCCAGUGCUGCUGUAAAGGAUAGUGCAAAAGGCUGUUGAGGUAUAUUUAACAGUCGCAUUUAAUAUAUAUUAAAUGAUUUAUUUUAUAAAUACUCAAUUGCAUUUGCGCAUUUGUUUUUAAAAUCUGCCUGGUGUUCAGCUUUACAUUUUUGUGUGGACCUAACAUCAGCCACAUUAGAUAUGCUAUUCUAGGAAUAUUACAUUGUUGUAUUAGACUUAACUUUUACAUUUGCAUUUAGAUUUUUAAUGCCUUUUGCUUUAAUGCAUUUUGUUCCUGUGUGAUGAUGACUAGCAUAAUGUUACAUCCAUCUGACACUACACAUUAACUUAUCUCAUCCCUCAUCUUGAAGUCUCUGUUGCCUAAAAUCUGGGCACUUAUCAACUUUUAUAGUUGGGAUAAAGGCAGUAUAUUCUCUGUAAUUAAAACAGUUCAUAUGAUACUUUUUCCCAUAUACAGCAUUUAACAUGAUUCUGUUACCCUAAAGUAUGCAUAAAUGGCAGGUAUAGUAUUUGUCCGACAACAUGAAUUUCAACAUAACUUUACUUACUUUCACUUUUUCAGAGCUUCUCUUGUAUAUUCCAGGCACUUUCAAAUCCAUGAGCUUGCUAUAUGCUAAUCCCAGUUUGCAGCCCAAGUCCAAAGUUGUGGAAUACCUCUAUUUGCUGUCAUUAGCAUAAAGCACAUUCCUGGGCUUGGCAUGCCAAGAGCUAAGAAGGAAAAGUUUUAAAGCCAAUUAAAAUUAUAGGCAGAUACCUUGAUUUUCUGCUGUAUGGCAAAUACCCUAACUGCAGACUUUGAUGUGACAUGUUUACUUUUCAAAUCUCCUUGACUAUUGUGCCCAUGGAAAGCCAAAUCCCCUUCCAAUCUCAAAAAAGCAUUUUUCAGUUAGCAUCCAAAUGUCCAAACUAGCAGAGGACAGUUGGAUACCAGAUGCCAAGGGUGAAAAAUUAAAUCAAGCAGCUAAACAGAAAAAGCCUUUCCUGUAUUUGGAGUACAUGGGCAUCCACUGGGGUCAGAAAUGGGUUCCAGUUUACAAAAUGAAAAGUUAUGCAUUUUCUUGAAGCAUGAUAUGCAGUAUCAAAAGUAACCUGUUUUAAGGACUGGUCUAUUUGAGCAAUAAAAAGCAAUAAAACCUUUUUUUAUAAUG
This is a messenger RNA of Rana temporaria (common frog), 3517 nucleotides long. It is a transcript of the gene LUM, whose product is annotated as lumican. Gene Ontology annotation, molecular function: protein binding. The transcript has 3 exons. The record is from RefSeq and is a predicted model, not a curated record. Bases 105 to 1148 code for a protein of 347 amino acids. NCBI's taxonomy places the organism in Eukaryota, Metazoa, Chordata, Amphibia, Anura, Ranidae.